Molecule: messenger RNA, 2611 nt
Organism: Melopsittacus undulatus (budgerigar)
Lineage: Eukaryota; Metazoa; Chordata; Aves; Psittaciformes; Psittaculidae
Gene: VPS16
Product: VPS16 core subunit of CORVET and HOPS complexes
Exons: 24
Coding region: 21-2537 (838 amino acids)
Biological process (GO): intracellular protein transport; endosomal transport; vacuole fusion, non-autophagic
Cellular component (GO): endosome; HOPS complex; cytoplasm
Molecular function (GO): actin binding
Source: RefSeq, a predicted model, not a curated record
UCCCGUUCCAUCCCGGCGCCAUGGACUGCUACACGGCCAACUGGAACCCGCUGGGCGAGGACACCUUCUACCGGAAGUUCGAGCUCUACACCAUGGAGUGGAACCUGAAGGAGGAUCUUCGGGACUGCCUGUUGGCUGCUGCCCCAUACGGAGGCCCCAUAGCUCUGCUCAGGAACCACAGUCGGAAGGAGAAGGCUCCGGGUGUGCGUCCGAUGCUGGAGAUCUAUUCUGCAUCAGGGCUGCUCCUGGCCAGUGUCCCGUGGAAGAGCGGUCAGCUGGUGCACCUGGGCUGGACCACGAGCGAGGACCUGUUGUGCAUCCAGGAGGACGGCACCGUCCUCAUCUACAACCUGUUCUGCGAGUUCAAGCGUCACUUCAGCAUGGGCAACGAGGUGCUGCAGAACCGCGUGCUGCAGGCUCAGGUGUUCCACAGUGACUUCGGUACCGGUGUUGCCAUCCUGACCGGUAACCACCGGUUCUCCCUGGCCACCAACAUCGAGGACCUGAAGCUGCGGCGGAUGCCGGAGGUUCCCGGGCUGCAGAAGGCUCCGGCGUGCUGGGCGGUGCUGGCACAGGACAGGGUCACUAUCGUGUUGUUGGCGCUGGGGCAGGAGCUGUACCUGUUGGACAACACCUCCUGCUCCGUGGUGACCCCCCCCGGGAUGAGCCCCUCGGCCGGUGCCUACCUGCACAUGGCUGUGUCCUUCAACCACCGGUGCCUGGCGCUGCUCACCGACACCGGAUACAUCUGGAUGGGGCUGGCGUCACUCAAGGAGAAGCUCUGUGAGUUCCACUGCAGCAUCCGCUCCCCCCCCAAGCAGAUGGUUUGGUGCAUGCGGCCCCGGAGCCGGCAGCGUGCGGUGGUAGUGGCCUGGGACCGGCAGCUCCUGGUGGCCGGAGGCUCCAGUGAGAGCAUCCAGUUUGUGCUGGAUGAGGACUCGUUCCUGGUGCCGGAGCUGGACGGGGUCCGGAUCCUGUCCCGGAGCUGCCAUGAGCUCCUACAGGAGAUCCCAGAGGCCAGCCAGGAGAUCUUCCGCAUCGCAUCCAUGGCACCGGGGGCACUGCUGCUGGAGGCACAGAAGGAGUAUGAGAAGGAGAGCCAGAAGGCAGACGAGUACCUGCGGGAGAUCAAGGAGCAGCAGCUGCUGCCCCAGGCUGUGGGUCAGUGCAUUGAGGCUGCAGGACACGAGCAUGAACCGGAGACGCAGAAGGCUCUGCUGAGGGCAGCCUCCUUCGGGAAGUGCUUCCUGGACAAGUUCCCCCCCGAGGGCUUCGUGCGGAUGUGCCAGGACCUGCGAGUGCUCAACUCCAUCCGGGACUAUCUGAUCGGCAUCCCCCUGACCUACACACAAUACAAGAGGCUGAGCAUUGAGGUGCUGCUGGACAGACUGGUCCAGCGCCGCCUGUACCCGUUGGCCAUCCGGCUGUGCCAGUACCUGCGGCUGUCGGAGCUCCAGGGCGUGAGCCGCAUCCUGGCUCACUGGGCCUGCUACAAGGUACAACAGAAGGACAAGUCAGAUGAGGAGGUGGCACAAGCCAUAAACCACAAGCUGGGGGAUGCAACUGGGAUCUCCUAUGCUGAGAUUGCUGCUCGAGCCUAUGACUGCGGCCGCACCGAGCUGGCCAUCAAGCUGCUGGAGUUCGAGCCCCGCUCAGGGGAGCAGGUCCCUUUGCUGCUCAAGAUGAAGAGAAGUAAACUGGCUCUGAGCAAGGCUAUAGAGAGCGGAGACACUGACCUGGUGUACACUGUAGUUCUGCACCUCAAGAACGAGCUCAACCGUGGAACCUUCUUCAUGACACUGCAGAACCAACCGGUGGCUCUGAGCCUCUACCGACAGUUCUGCAAGCACCAGGAACGGGACACGCUCAAGGACCUCUAUAACCAGGACGACAGUCACCAGGAGCUUGGCAACUUCCAUGUCCAUGCCAGCUAUGGGGAGAAGCGCAUCGAGGGCCGUGUGGGGGCUCUGCAGAGUGCCCUGGAUGAGUUCUACAAGGCCAAGAAUGAGUUUGCAGCCAAGGCCACCGAGGAGCAGGUGAAGCUGCUGCGGCUGCAGAGGCUCCUGCAGGAGGAGCUGGAUCAGCCUUACCUGGACCUGUCCCUGCACGACACAGUCACCAACCUCAUCCUGCAUGGACACAACAGGCGCGCGGAGCAGCUGUACCGGGAGUACCGGAUACCGGAGAGGAGGUACUGGUGGCUCAAGCUCACUGCUUUGGCUGAACGCGGUGACUGGGAGGAGAUAGAGAAGUUCUCCAAGAGCAAGAAGUCUCCCAUUGGGUACCUGCCCUUCGUGGAGGUCGCAGUCAAGCACCACAACCGCUACGAGGCCAAGAAGUAUGCGCCCCGUGUGCCCCCCGAGCAGCGAGUCAGAGCCUUCGUCCUUGUGGGGGACCUGGAGCAAGCAGCCGACGCUGCCAUCGAGCACCGGAACGACACCGAGAUGAGCUUCGUCCUGUCCCGGUGCUCAGCCGGCACCGACGCUGCCAUAGCCGAGAGGCUGAGCCGGGCACGGGCUCAGCUGCUCAAGAAGUGACCCACACUUGGGGGGCAGAGGGUCCCAGCCCCACAUGUGCCUAUGGGGCUGCCCCAUAGUGCGUUCCUAUGGGG